Castor canadensis (American beaver) is the source of this 2863-nucleotide messenger RNA. RefSeq names its product ring finger protein 217 (gene Rnf217). Lineage: Eukaryota; Metazoa; Chordata; Mammalia; Rodentia; Castoridae. Gene Ontology annotation, biological process: protein ubiquitination. The record is from RefSeq and is a predicted model, not a curated record. Gene Ontology annotation, molecular function: ubiquitin-protein transferase activity; zinc ion binding.
CGGAAGCAGAAGCGGAGCCACCAGUGGAGCUGAGCCGCUGCCCCCGCUGCCCGCCGGCGCCGGGUGGGGGUCCCGGCGGCUGGAUGGGCAGCGGCGGCGCGGGCCGCGGGCGGCGAUGGGCGAGGAACAGAGCACGGUGAGCGGUUGCGGCGGGCCCCAGGAGGUGCGAGCCCCGGACGGGGGCGCCGCGGGCCACCUCGAGUCUCCGAGGCCGCGAGGGGACAGCGCUGGGGCGCCGGGGCCGCGCGCCGCCUCCGCCGAGCCGAGCGGCGGCGGCCGCGGAAGCGACUCGAGCCGUGUGGACUCGGGCGCCCUGGAACCCGCCGGCAGCCAGGGGACGGCGGGGUGGAAGAAGAGCCCAGCUCAGGGGCCGUCCGCGGGACCCUCACUCGGCGGGCCCCUGAACCCCCAGACUUUGCAACUGCAGCUGGAGCAGGAGGAGGAAGCUGGGCACCGAGACGAGGGAGGGGAUGAACAGCAGGAGGCGCCCCCCGGCGAGGAGCCAGAGCCCAGAACCCGCGCCGUGGCCCCCGACGGACUGGUCCGGGACAUUCUGGGUCCGCGGCGCCCACCCCAUGCCAAGCGACAAGUCUUCUGCUCCGUGUACUGCGUGGAGAGCGACCUGCCGGAGGUCCCCACCGCCCAGCCGCUCUCGACGCCCCUGUCUCCACCUCGGGCUCUGCCGGAGCCGAACCCGUCCAACUUCCCGGCCUCCUUCCCCAGUCCCCAGCUGUCCCUCCCAGCUGACCCCCUGUCCCCCGACGGCGGCAGCAUUGAGCUGGAGUUCUACCUGGCGCCCGAGCCGUUCUCUGUGUCCGGCCUGUUAGGUGCUCCACCCUACUCUGGCCUGGGCGGGGUAGGGGAUCCUUACGCGCCCCUCAUGGUGCUGAUGUGCCGGGUGUGCCUGGAAGACAAGCCCAUCAAGCCCCUGCCGUGCUGCAAAAAGGCCGUGUGCGAGGAGUGCCUCAAAGUCUACCUGAGCUCCCAGGUACAACUUGGCCAGGUGGAAAUCAAAUGCCCUAUCACAGAGUGUUUUGAAUUCCUGGAAGAAACAACUGUGGUCUAUAACUUGACCCAUGAAGACUCCAUCAAGUAUAAGUACUUCUUGGAACUUGGCCGUAUUGAUUCCAGUACCAAGCCAUGUCCUCAGUGCAAGCACUUUACAACCUUCAAGAAGAAAGGACAUAUCCCCACCCCUUCCAGAUCUGAAAGCAAAUACAAAAUCCAGUGCCCGACUUGCCAAUUCGUCUGGUGUUUUAAGUGCCACUCUCCUUGGCAUGAAGGUGUUAACUGCAAGGAGUACAAAAAAGGAGACAAACUGUUGCGUCACUGGGCCAGCGAAAUUGAGCAUGGACAGAGAAAUGCCCAAAAGUGUCCAAAGUGCAAGAUCCAUAUUCAGAGAACUGAAGGAUGUGACCAUAUGACCUGUUCACAGUGUAACACUAAUUUUUGUUAUCGAUGUGGAGAGAGAUACCGCCAACUCCGGUUUUUUGGAGACCACACAUCUAACCUCAGUAUAUUUGGAUGCAAAUACCGCUACCUCCCAGAGAGACCUCAUUUAAGGAGAUUAGUGCGAGGGUCAGUCUGUGCUGGAAAAUUAUUCGUUGCACCUCUAAUCCUGGUUUUGGGAUUAGCGCUAGGGGCCAUAGCAGUUGUAAUCGGUUUAUUUGUAUUUCCUAUAUAUUGCCUUUGUAAAAAACAGAGAAAACGAUCACGGACAGGUAUGCAUUGGUAAAAUGCAGAUGAUUUCACUGAACUUAAGUUGGUCCAAGGAGGAGCUAUGCAAGAUGGAACACCAUCUGUGAGUCACAUACUGAAGAACACUGAGAGGAACCUUCUGCCAUCUCGACUCCCUGUGGUUCACUGCAGGCCACAAUGCCUCUAGCUACGGUGCACUCCCAACAUGGUAUCCUGUCCUUUCCCUAAACAAAUUGCUGCUUUUAAAAAAUGGUCACUUUCAUAAACUAUGAACAUCUGUUUGGUAACUCUGACUUUUGUGGUUCUUGGAAGAAAAUAUUUUAAUUAAGAACCAGUUAUCAUCAAAGUUGUUCUGAGGACACCUCUCCUGAGCAUUGUUUGGACUGUCUAAACCCUGCCUAUCUGAGAAAUGUGGUGUGAAUAGCUGAAGUCCAUCUGUCCCAAGAAGCAAGGCCUUUCAGAACAUACAGCUUCACUCAAAGCACCUGUUUUCAAAUGUGGCCCAAGCAGUGUAAUUCCUUUGUCCUUUGGAUAACAUAAUUGCUAAAAAUCUCAGUGCCCAGAGGGAAGUAAUGAAACUAAGCGAGAAGAAUCACGAGUUGCUGAUGUGUGUGUGUGUAGGGAUGUGAAUGUGUGUAUAUAAAUAUAUAUUAAAACUGGGCCCCAUAAACUCGUGCUUCUCUAUCUCCAUGUCUCUAUACUACUUUCCACAUUUUCAUAGACCUAUUAAGAGAUGAUAGUUCCUUUGUGGGCAUAAUUUGGUAAUGUAUUAAAUUGAUGUCAAUAUAGACAACAGGCUGUUUUGAUUUUGACCCUUUCUAUUUCUUGCUCUCUUUUUGUCAUAUACACAGACAUUUGUGCAAUGUCACCCUCAGGCACAUCAAAUGAUAAAGCUAGUAGUAUGCUUUUAGGACUCAAGUACUCAAGAGUUGUCAGAUUUCUUGUAUUUUGCCACAUAUGCUUCACUCUAUGGAUAAAUCCUUCAUGUAGGAUUAUUUCAUCCAAAGAACCGGUUUUCUGUAAAGGGAACUGCUUAACGCCUUUCAGCAAAUGCCUGUUCCACUCAUUUUAAUUAUCAACUUAGAGGUAAUUCUACUUUAGGUCAACUUUUUAAAUUAUUUAAUAUCCUACCUGCUUUUACUCUUUUCUCUUUCUAUCUUUUUAA